GUGUAUUGUUGUGAGGGGGAACGGGAGCAUCCUGAGCUGUCAGCUGCUGAGUGUCGCUGCUUUCUGCGCUGCUGCUGCUGAGGGAGGCGGGGUGCAGCGGCCGCUGGCUUGUCACGCUGAACCAUUGUCUCCGUGCGAAGCCCCCGAGUCCCCGUGGAGCCCCCACGUCAUAAGAACCAUCAAUGAGAUGCAAACAUGAAAGACAAGAGGAAGAAGAAGGACCGCACCUGGGCCGAGGCUGCCCGCCUGGCUUUAGAAAAACAUCCCAAUUCACCCAUGACCGCAAAACAGAUUUUGGAAGUCAUCCAGAAAGAAGGUCUAAAAGAAACCAGGAAUGGCACUUCUCCGUUGGCUUGUCUAAAUGCAAUGCUUCAUACUAACACACGUGUGGGUGAUGGAACCUUCUUCAAAAUCCCUGGGAAGUCAGGACUCUACGCUCUUAAAAAAGAAGAUUCUUCUUGCACCACAGACGGAACGUUGGAAAUUGGCUGUGAAUCGGAAGUAGAUGGAACAGAAAUGGCCGAGGCAAGCAGUAACGGGGAGGAAAAUGAAGUUUGCCUGAAGCAAGUCGCAGAAGAAGAGUCUUCCAACCGAGAUUCAAGCCUUAUAAACAGUACGGUGCAGAGCAAGCUAGUGUCUUCCUUUCAGCAACACACCAAAAAGGCGCUUAAACAGGCUUUGAGGCAGCAGCAGAAGAGGAGAAAUGGGGUCUCUAUGAUGGUAAACAAGACCGUCCCUCGUGUUGUCCUGACGCCUCUCAAGGUGUCUGACGAGCAGUCGGAUUCACCUUCAGGGUCUGAGUCCAAAAACGGGGAAGCAGAUAGUUCUGAUAAGGAAACUAAGCAAGGGCAAAAAUCACCCCCUGGAAAACACACAAGCCAACACUUGAAACGGCUAAAGAAAUCGGGUUUAGGGCAUUUGAAAUGGACCAAAGCAGAAGAUAUUGACAUUGAAACUCCAGGAUCAAUUUUAGUAAACACUAAUCUGAGGGCUUUAAUCAACAAGCAUACAUUUGCCUCUUUACCACAACAUUUUCAGCAGUACCUUCUUCUGUUACUCCCAGAAGUAGAUAGGCAGAUGGGAAGUGAUGGAGCUUUACGUCUUAGUAAUUCUGCUCUGAAUAAUGAGUUCUUUGCAUAUGCAGCUCAAGGUUGGAAACAGCGACUAUCAGAAGGAGAAUUUACACCAGAAAUGCAAAUGCGCAUUCGACAAGAAAUUGAAAAAGAAAAGAAAACAGAAGUUUGGAAAGAAAGAUUCUUUGAGAGAUUUUAUGGAGAAAAAUCUGGAAUGUCAAGAGAAGAAUCUCUCCAGUUAACAUCAGUUCAAAAUAGCAGUGAAGAUGAGAGUAGUUCUUUAGAAACAUCUCAGAGCUUGCCUGGCCCAUCAGCACAAUUUGACAGCAGCACACAGUCCACCAAUGAAACGCCACAGGUACUGGAAAAGGACUUAAUUGAAGAACCCUACUGUAACAUGGAACAAGUUCCUUCUAAGGACCUUGUAGGGGAAACCAUACUUGAAGAAUUAUUAAUAACAGAAGAAGCUGUAAUCCAGGAGGAGAUUGCAGAGGAGGUAGAGACCACCAUUUGUGAAUGUGAGGAAGAUGAUCAGAAGACCGAGAUUGAAUUACCCGAGGAGCAUGAAAAUCAAACAACUAAGAAUGUGGAAAAAGAAGUCAUAGUUGAAAAUGUGGAGUCAUGUGUAGUGAUGGAAGAUGAAAUGUUAUCUCCGUUGGAUGUUAAAGAAGAAGAUGAAAGAUCGGAAGGCAUUGAAGGUGACGUGUUAGAAGAAGUUAGUCAGCCGAAUGAAUGCAUAUCCCCAAUUUCUUCUGUUUCUCCUCACAGUUCAACAAGUGAGACAGUUGAAAAGGAAGAGCCUCCUCCAGAGGAUAUACAUGCCUCGGAGGAGAUUGGGAACUCCUCCGCUUCUGUGGAUUCAGUUUGCGCGGGAGAGGCUAGUGCUGUAGAGAUGGAGUUCAAUAGUGAACCAGAUGAACAGUUUUCCGAAACUGCGUGCAUUUCUGAAGCAUCAUUUUCAGCAGAGAGUCCUGAGGGGGUGUGCAUUAGCAGUGCAUCUCCAGGAGGGGAUACUCAAUCUGCUUCAGAGGAGCCCUAUACCCCUGCAUCAGUUGAAGCUGCUUUUCUUUCUGAAGUUUCCAGCUUUGAAAAUACUGAGCAAAAACCCUUAGAUGAAAGUCCUUCUACAUCUGUUGCCUCAGAUGUUUCUCUAAUAUCCACUUCACCUGUGAGGUCAGAAGCAUCUCCAUCUUCUAAUCAUCCUUUGACAUCAGAGGCAUCUCCUUCAUCGAAUUUGCCGUUAACUUCUGAAGCCUCUCCUAUGUCAGAUGCACCUUUAACAUCAGAAACAUCUUCUAUGUCUCCUGCAGCUCUGGCCCCUGAAACUGGACUUGCAACAAACGUACCUCCAACUUCAGAAGCAUCUUCUAUAUAUAGCCCUCCUACAAAUGAUCAUCUCAUGCUUCAAGAAGGAACCUCCCCAACUUCUUCUGAUGAAUCACAGUCACCAUCUAAGGAUGAAACAGAUGGCUUCUCAGAGGCAUCCCAAGUGGACACAUCUGCUAUUGAUCAAGAAAGUGCUGAAGAUAUAAAAUAUCACCAUACAAUAUCCCUUAAUUCUGAAACCUCAAUUUCAGGAGAUGUCUCAAGUAAUAAAUCUGAAGUAGACAAUGAAAAAGUAUAUGAAGCCACAGCAUCAGAAUUAUCGCCACCUGAACCUAUAACAAUAAAAAAUAAUUCACCUCAUUAUUGUAUUGUUGAUAAAAAAUAUUUGUCUCCAUCACAUGAAGAACCUGAAGAAUUAUUUCCUAAAAAAAAUGAACCACAUCAAAUCAAGUCUCAUGAUAAACUGUAUGCGAGUACGUUGGAGACAGCAGGGUUUUAUGAAUCCUCCAGAAGUAAAAACCAUAAACAGCAAGUGAGCUCACAAAACAGGACAGAAAAUUCUCAUCCCAAGUCAUAUGAGUUUAGUAAACAAACUGAGACAAUAAGAACUGAAAGUCGUGAGCCUGAAAUUUCUAAGAGAAAAACUGCUGAGCAGCAUAAUUAUGGAAUUUUUAAGGAGAAACGCCCAAGAAUAGAUGAUCAUUCUUUUAGAGGUUCUUCUGAGAGAGAUCAUCCACCUAGGGAGGAACCUAGAGUCCCACCUCUCAAGAUCCAACUCUCCAAAAUUGGGCCACCUUUUAUCAUCAAAAGUCAACCGGCCCCCAAACUUGAAUCCAAAGUCUCCUCCAGCACAUCUGUCAGUGGAGGGAGGAACACUGGAGCUAGAACCCUUGCUGAUAUCAAGGCAAGAGCGCAACAGGCACGGGCCCAAAGAGAGGCAGCCGCUGCAGCUGCAGUGGCAGCUGCUGCAAGCAUAGUUUCAGGAGGUGUUGGAAGCCCUUGUGAAGGCAGUAAGACGAGAACAUUGGCACAUAUCAAGGAGCAAACAAAGGCUAAACUUUUUGCUAAACAUCAGGCAAGAGUAAAUACACAACAAACUAAAGAUGGGAAAAUAAAAGAGACAUUGGAUUUGCCAGCUUCAUCUGAUGCAAAAGUUGAAGGUUCCACUGGAGUUAUCAUUAUUAAUCCAAACUGCAAAUCUCCGAGUAGUAAGUCUACUCUGCAUCGGGAAUCUACACUACAGAAAUCGCUAAGCAACGCAACAUCAUCAGAAACUGACUCUGAUGCAUCAGUGCACAACUCUAAUGAAAAUAUUCAUAUGCCACAUUCCAGUGACAAAUCUGUUUCAUCUACCUCCUCUGAAGAUUGCAGUGUGCCAGUGCAUUUUUAUAAAAAUGUUGGUCCAAUGCCAAUCUGCAGCUCUGCUGAGCCUCCUUUUACACAUUCACUUGAACAAUCUUCAGUUCUGAUGUCUGUUGACAGUGAAAAUACUACACGGUCUGUUUGUACCGUUAAUGUGCUAAAGGAGACUGACAUCCCUUGCAUAGCUCUUGCACCAAAAUGCACUGAUGACACUAGCAGUCACACCUCAGUAGUUAAUUCAGUUGUGUGUAACUCAGCAGAUGAAAAGAGAGUGCCAGUAUCAGUCAGUAAUGUUAAUCCCAUUAUUAAUCCUUACACCGCUGUGCCAAUUUCAUCCAUUGGGAGUAGUUUGCCAAAUCCCCAUCUUAGUAGUAAUUUGUUAAAAUCCCUCAACUCCCCAGUGGGAACAAGCAACAGGCAUCCUGAUAAAUUAGUGGUGCCUGAUUAUGAAGAAGGAGAUCAUGUAUCAAUUUGCACUCCUGCCAGAAGAAUGUCAAACCAUGAAGACACUAUGGUGGAUUCUCUUGGGAGGUCACCUGUUCCAUUAUUUUCUAACAAGAGAAGUUCGAGUUCUGAUUCCAGCCAUGCCAAAGUACAUGCAGAUAAUCUAGAAAAAAGCCCAUGUAGUAAUUUAUCAGAUAUGCACAGUAAACCCACUGGUUUAACACAAACAUUGUCUAACAGAUCUAUUCCAUGCAAGGUUAUUGUAGAUCACUGUACAACUCCAAAUUCAGCUUUCCCAUUUAGUACAGAAAAUGGAGAUAACAGUAUGGAGCCUCAAAACUGGCAUGGUAAGGCAGAUCUUUCAAUGCAGAAUAAGACGUGUCCACAAGUCUCUGUCAUCAGCAGACAAGAAAACAUUCUUAGUGAAAGCACUGAACACAUUCCCAACUCAAACAUUGCUGCAAGGCUAACAAGAGAAGAAAGAAACAAGCCCUUAACCUGCACUAGCCUUUCAGAAUCCCCUUUUACUCAGAAAGAUAAAUUCAAUGAAUUAGUUGGUUGCCAGCAAAACUUCAAUGAACAGCUUCGGUGCCCCUCUUCUCUAAAGUGUGGUUCAGAUAACAUCUCUAAUGCAGAGUAUACACCUAACAGAAUAUGCUGGACUGAAAAAGAAUAUGUAGACAGUGACAAAACAGUUGUCAACCACUUAACUACAAAAAAGCACAUGGAAUUCUCUGACCAAAGCUUGGUAAACCAUGUCAAAAGUGAGCCUGGCAAUUAUCCACAUAUGUCAAAACUUACUAAUCGCAGCCCCGUUACAAAUAUUCAGAUCCCUCUGAAAUCUGAAGUGAGUGAAGCUGGCAAGUGCUUUGGAAUCAAUGGGGUAGAUCUUUCGGCUCCUAAUAUGACUUCCAAAGUUAACGACCUGGACCUUAGUGUGCACUCCGCAAAGACAAUUGUUCCUAAUGUUUCUAGAGAGGAGCCAUUGUCCUUGUCUUCAGAAAACCUGAAAAGGGUUACAAACACUGGGAAUCCAAGCUGCCGCCUUUCUUCUGUUGAGGCAAAUAAUCCACUGGUUACUCAGUUGCUGCAGGGUAACCUGCCUUUAGAAAAAGUUUUACCGCAGCCCAGACUCGGAACUAAGCUAGAAAUCAACAGACUUCCCAUGCAGGCUACCUCAGUGUAUAAAAGUGGGUCAGAGAGGAUUAUUUCUGAAAACAACUCCUGUUCCCCUACUCCUGAAGGUAAAAAUUACCCUCUGGGGAACAUAAAUCCUUUGCAAAUGAGGAAACGAGAUAACCAUCCUAAAAAAAGGAUGGCUAGGACUGUAGGGGAACAUACUCAGAUUAAGUGCGAGCCAGGGAAGCUCUCAAUGGACAAUGAUGCAAACCUGUCCUCUUGUAUGAUGGGUUCUAACAUGAACCUACUGGGACAAGCACAGGCGUUUAAACAGGAGUGGAUGAACAAACACCCUGUACAGGUGAGGAUUGCUCACAGCCCUGAGAUCAAACAACAAAAGAGACCACUUCCUUCUUGUAGCUUCCAGCAAAACCCAUUUACUGUUGAUAAAAAUGGCAGCUAUCAUCCAGACGCUAGUACUUCACAUAGGCAGCAGCAUUUUUACCAAAUGCCUAUGGCACAGAGAGGCCCCAGCUCUUCAGUGUAUGUGCCCCAAGGUCCUGUAAAGCCCCACCCCAAUAACCAUGCUUUUGCUUUUGGAAGGCAACCAGAACAGAAGGUUUUGGGAGAAACACAUUUAUCAUCCCUUCCUCCCAGAAUGGGUAAUGUGUGUUCACCAAACGUUCACAUUAAAGAAGGAGAGGAACUGAGCAAUGCUCCACAGACUCUGCAACAUAAAUUUUUACUGCAUCCUCCCUUAUCUAAUUCCGAAGUCUCUUCUGAUCAAAAGCAACCAGCAGUUACCAUGGAAACCACUAAAAGACUUGGUUGGCCUCAGCCUGCAAGCAUCUGUAGCAAUAUAAAGUCAGAGCCCAUCUCUUUUGAGGACGGUUUAAACAACAGCUGUGAACUGACCAUAAAACAAGCUUCCUAUGAGCAGAAUGACGUCAAAGAACAGUUGAAAGCAUUAGCCUUGAAAAAUGCAGAUUUUUCUUCCUAUUUACUUUCUGAGCCACAAAAGCCUUUUACUCAGUUAGCUGUGCAGAAAUUACAAACACAGCAGCUGCAGCAGCAGCAGCAGCAAUGUGGGAGUUAUCCAGCAAUUCAGUUUGGUAGCACAAGCUUCAAAAGGGCAGCGUCUGCCAUUGAAAAAUCUAUUGAAAUUUUAGGGAGCAACUCAAAGCCUGUUUCUGGGCUGGGCAGCCAGAACUCGGCAAUGCCUGCGCAGACAUUUGCUGACAGCAGCAGUGCAGACGAACUGGAACUGAAAUGCUCUUGCAGGCUGAAAGCCAUGAUAGUGUGCAAAGGCUGUGGGGCCUUUUGUCACGAUGACUGCAUAGGCCCUUCAAAAUUGUGCGUAGCUUGUCUGGUGGUUCGAUAGAAACUGAGUGGAGGAUGAUCGAUGGAAAGCAUACCAUACACUUUACAGCCUAAACAGCUUCUCUAAGAGCAGUAAUAUUAUUUUUUCACUUUUUUUUUGUUUUGUUUGUCACAAAAGAACGUUUUUUCAGUGUUAAAUAAUUUUUAUUCCUAUGACAUUUUUCUAGAGGAGAAUAAUAUUUCAAUGAGAAAUAAUCCUCAAUAUCGUGUCACUCUACUAACUUAUUCAAACCUCAAUUGUGUAUCUGCGUUUACUCAGUUUUUGAGUUAGGAAGACCCUACAUGUACAUUUUCUUUAUGUUGUUUGCAGGUGGAGCUCUAUGAAAGGCCUUGUGCCAUACCAUAUUUAAAUGUGUGCCUCUGUGAACCCAUCCUCUUUCUGUAAGUUGGUGUGUGAUCUUCUUAUUUAACAUGUCCCCCUCUACUUGUCUUUUUAUGUGCUUUGUUGUUUUUAUUUUAUUUUUAACCCCAAUGAUGAAUAAUGAUUAGCCAGCUGCUGAAAUAGCCUUGCUUUGUGAGUGUCACUACCAGAUAAGACAAUAUAGGGUGGGAUUGUAAUUAAGCCAGCUGUUCAUUCUGCCUAACCAUGAGAGUUUGUUUUGUGCUUGCAAUGGCUUAGCAAACCUUACUGCUAAACUGUUCGCACUAUCAACAGAGAAUACGCAAAUAGACAGUUUCAUAUUAGUCUCUCUGCAUAUGCAUUACUUUAAAUCUAAAAGUGUCUUUCAGUCGCUUAGCAAUGGUUUGGAAAAUUAGAUCAAUGAGUCUUAUGACAGAGACAAGCAGGAUUUUUUAUUUUCCUACUGAUUUUGCUUUAGCUUCCUAUACAGACAUGUUUUUAUUUUAUUUCCUACUGCAGACAGACUAGCAACUGAAAAGCAGCCUUCAGGCCAGUAAUGUACCUUUUAAUCACCUGGCAGAAUAGUAACUGAUUUACUAUACAAGCAUUCAAACAAACCGCACCAUGUCAUAUCAUGCCAGUGUCUUAAAAGGUGUGCUUGUCAAAUUAGCUUCUCAUUAUUAUUUGCCCAGCCAAGUACAUGCAUUAUAUAUUUGUUGUUCAUCAUGCACUGUAAAAUGCUUACAUAUAAUAUAUAUAUAUAUAUAUACACACACAUAAGAUAUGUAAGCAUUUAACAAUGCAUGAUGAACGACAAAGCAUACUAUUUGGGUAUUCCAUUUAAACAUCUGAAAGGAACACUACAGCAUUACAAAUAAAAGAUACAAGUGUUUUAUUUGUAAGGCUGUAAUGUUUAAAACCUAUUUCAUUUAUCAGGGCCCCUCCAUCUGUCCUAAAAAAAUUAUCUCUAAUCCAGUGGCGAGACCGUCCCUUGCCACAGCUUAUCUAUAGGAAGCAUGGUCUUCCACUUUGUGCCAGGGUACAAAGCAGAUAGGAAAAGCACCUUUCCAGCUGUCUGAAGAACAUGUUUGGGUGUGCAACCAAAACAUUUUAUAAAAGUGGCACUUCAUCUGCACCUUUAUAAAUUUGUAAUGAAGGAAUACUCCUUAAGCAAAAGUUCUUUAGCAGUUUGGAGUGUUUCUUUAAAUGCCCAUAUAUGAUACAUUUAUACACGCACCUUUACAGAGGCUGUGUGUAUUUCAUUGUAUUGUGUUCAUUUAUUCAGCAUCAAUGCAUAGUGGGCAUCUUGUCUAUCUGCCUACAUCCAUAUUUUAUUGUUUACGAUCCAUUUUUACACUACACAAAAUGCAUAGAAUUAAGUAUUUGCACUUAAAUUGAUGGAAAUUAAUGGAUUUUGGAAAUAGUUUGCCUAGUUUUUUAUCAUAUUUCAUAUUAUAAAUAUGUCUGGAUUUAAAUUAAU
This is a messenger RNA of Pelobates fuscus (common spadefoot toad), 8524 nucleotides long. It is a transcript of the gene ASXL3, whose product is annotated as ASXL transcriptional regulator 3. The transcript is spliced from 13 exons. The record is from RefSeq and is a predicted model, not a curated record. Gene Ontology annotation, molecular function: DNA binding; chromatin binding; peroxisome proliferator activated receptor binding. Bases 196 to 6705 code for a protein of 2169 amino acids. Gene Ontology annotation, biological process: positive regulation of transcription by RNA polymerase II; animal organ morphogenesis. Gene Ontology annotation, cellular component: PR-DUB complex. NCBI's taxonomy places the organism in Eukaryota, Metazoa, Chordata, Amphibia, Anura, Pelobatidae.